GUCGCAAAACAAGCCGAUAAUGAUACCGGAGCGAGUCAACUAGUAUUUAAUGUUGAAGUCGAGCGAUUAUUAUCAUUUUCACCGGUGUCCAGGCCGAUUUAACAUACGUAUUCCCAUACAAAAAAAAAUCUUUUUAGUGGCAUUUGAAGACUGUGUAGUGGUAUUUUUUUUUAUAGGGAAAUUCGGUGAUGCACCGAGGAUGAGUCGCCGCGCGCGGCCGUGACAUGGGAGCGCAGGCAUGGGCUGGCGCGCCGAGCAAACGCCGCACAUCGCCGCCGGCCUGCUCCUCUUGCUGCUAGCCAACUUGCCGGUAACUUGCCACCAAGACCACCAAGAUGCUGUUCACAUCACAGCGAUCCUCGGAGAGAGCGUCGUGUUCAACUGCCAAGUGGACUUCCCCGAGGACAUCCCCGUGCCGUACGUCUUACAGUGGGAGAAGAAGGUAGGCGAAACGGGACAGGACAUCCCGAUCUACAUCUGGUAUGAGAGCUACCCGACCCACAGUGGCGAGGGCUACGAAGGCAGGGUGUCCCGGGUGGCCCCCGACUCGCCCUACGGCGCCGCCAGCCUUAACCUCACCAAUAUCAGAGAGUCGGAUCAGGGUUGGUACGAGUGCAAAGUGGUGUUUCUCAACCGGUCUCCGAAUCAGCACAAGAAUGGCACUUGGUUCCACCUCGACGUGCACGCGCCGCCACGCUUCUCCAUCACACCGGAAGAGAUUAUAUACGUCAAUUUAGGCGAUGCCAUUAUUCUUAACUGUCAAGCGGAGGGUACGCCGACACCAGAGAUUCUGUGGUACAAAGACGCAAACCCAGUGGAACCGUCGGGUACCGUGGGCAUUUUCAACGACGGCACAGAACUACGAAUAAGCAAUAUCCGACACGAGGACAUCGGCGACUACACGUGUAUAGCGAGGAAUGGUGAGGGGCAAGUGUCACAUACAGCGCGCGUCAUCAUCGCUGGAGGAGCUGUUAUAACCAUGCCACCGACGAACCAAACAAAGCUUGAAGGAGAGAAGGUUCAGUUUUCAUGCGAAGCUAAGGCGUUACCUGGCAAUGUGACCGUGAAGUGGUUCCGUGAAGGUGCUCCGGUGGCCGAGGUCGCGGCGCUGGAGACCAGGGUGACAAUCCGGAGAGACGGAGCCCUGGUCAUAAACCCGGUGGCCGCGGACGACUCUGGACAGUAUCUGUGCGAGGUGUCCAACGGCAUUGGUGACCCGCAAAGUGCAUCUGCUUAUUUGAAUGUUGAAUAUCCCGCGAAAGUGACUUUUACGCCAACAGUACAAUACCUACCGUUCCGCUUGGCAGGCGUAGUACAAUGUUACAUAAAGGCCAACCCACCUCUCCAAUAUGUUACGUGGACGAAGGAUAAAAGACUGCUAGAACCCUACCAAACAAAAGACAUAGUUAUCAUGAACAACGGUUCGCUGCUUUUUACACGCGUCAAUCAGAACCAUCAGGGUCGUUAUACGUGCACUCCAUACAACGCUCAAGGCACGCAAGGAUCCUCAGGUCCGAUGGAAGUGUUAGUUCGGAAACCACCAGUGUUCACGGUAGAGCCAGAGCCUUUGUAUCAGAGAAAAGUGGGCGAGUCGGUGGAGAUGCAUUGCGAGGCGCAAGAGGCGGAGGGCACGCAGCGGCCGAGCGUAGUGUGGCGUCGCCGAGACGGUCUCCCGCUGCAGAAGAGUCGCGUGCGAGCGCUCGGAGGCAACAUCACCAUCGACACGCUGCGACGACAGGACUUUGGGAUAUACCAGUGCGUCGCAUCCAACGAGGUGGCAACAAUAGUAGCAGACACGCAGCUGGUGAUCGAGGGCACGCAGCCGCACGCGCCCUACAACGUGUCGGGCACGGCGACCGAGUUCCAGGUGACGCUGCGCUGGCAGCCCGGCUACGCGGGCGGGCCUGACUACAAGCAGGACUACACCAUCUGGUACCGCGAGGCCGGCUUCUCGGAGUGGACCAAGGUUCCCGUCACGCCUUCUGGUGCUACUUCUGUCACAAUAAACCGUUUACAACCGGGGACCACCUACGAGUUUCAAGUCAACAGUAAAAACACUAUCGGAGAGGGAAUGAUGAGUAAAGCGAUUACAAUAAGAACUCUCGACGUAGGAGCGAAACCAAAGGCGGCUCCCACGGCUCCGGGUCCAGUCGAUGAAAAAGUCUUUCAGAACGCACCUGAAGGCUCUGGUCCGAAGUCAGGUCCGCCGCGCAACCUGACGGUGACGGAGGUGCACAACGGCUUCCUCAUCACGUGGCAGGCGCCGCUGGAGCGCGCGCAGCUGGUGCAGUACUACACCAUCAAGUACCGCACCGACGCGCAGUGGAAGACCCUCAACCGGGGCCAGAUCCGCCCCGAGGAGACCAGCUAUUUGGUUAAGAACCUAGUAGGCGGACGGACAUAUUACUUUCGUGUGUUGGCCAACUCGGCAACCAGCUACGAGAGUUCCGAGGAGGUGAAGUUCCCGGUGCCAGCGCGAGUGAAGCACAAAGCGAUCACGGCCGGAGUGGUGGGCGGCAUAUUGUUUUUCAUUGUUGCCAUCAUACUGUCUGUUUGCGCGGUGAAGAUUUGCAAUAAGCGUAAACGACGCAAACAGGAGAAAGAAAUUAUUCGGUUGCAGCAUACAACAUGGUAGCCGCGCGACUCACCGACCUUCGCGCCGCAGACAGCACUCAAGUGCCUUUUAAAAAGAAAUCAGAUUUAGAGAAAGCGGAAUAUCGAGUAUAGUGCAGUGUUUGCGAUUCACGGCCAACUGGAUCUGGCCGGCGACCCGCUGCGGCGACGAGGCGCAGCGCUGGGCGUCGCGCAGCGUGUCCUCCGCCUCCAGCGCGC
Molecule: messenger RNA, 2832 nt
Organism: Maniola jurtina (meadow brown)
Lineage: Eukaryota; Metazoa; Arthropoda; Insecta; Lepidoptera; Nymphalidae
Gene: tutl
Product: protein turtle
Exons: 19
Coding region: 239-2635 (798 amino acids)
Biological process (GO): axon guidance; dendrite self-avoidance; homophilic cell-cell adhesion
Cellular component (GO): plasma membrane; axon
Molecular function (GO): cell-cell adhesion mediator activity
Source: RefSeq, a predicted model, not a curated record